Molecule: messenger RNA, 1011 nt
Organism: Penicillium manginii
Lineage: Eukaryota; Fungi; Ascomycota; Eurotiomycetes; Eurotiales; Aspergillaceae
Product: S-methyl-5-thioadenosine phosphorylase
Exons: 3
Coding region: 1-1011 (336 amino acids)
Biological process (GO): nucleoside metabolic process
Cellular component (GO): cytosol
Molecular function (GO): S-methyl-5-thioadenosine phosphorylase activity
Source: RefSeq, a predicted model, not a curated record
AUGCGUUGGUCGCCCUCGUUUUUCUCUUCCAUCUCCAAACCCUUUCGUCGCAUCGAGUCGCCGAAACAAUACGCGCGCAGAAUGGCUGCUCUUCCUUCUACCUACGACGGGCCUGUCCCGAUUGCUGUCAUUGGCGGUACUGGACUGCGUGAGCUGCCUGGUUUCACCCAAGUAGCCUCUCUGUCCAUCAACACUCCCUGGGGUGAAACCUCCUCGCCCAUCACCAUCCUGCACCACCAGUGCAAGCACAAUGACAAGACUGUCGCCGUGGCCUUCCUGAGCCGUCACGGUGCUCACCACCAGAUCGCCCCUCACGAAGUCCCCGCUCGUGCCAACAUCGCCGCUCUGCGCUCCAUUGGUGUCCGCAGCAUCAUUGCCUUCUCCGCCGUCGGCAGUCUGCAAGAGGCCAUCAAGCCCCGCGACUUUGUCAUCCCCGACCAGAUCAUCGACCGUACCAAGGGUGUCCGUCCCUGGACCUACUUCGAGAAGGGUAUUGUUGCUCACGUCCCCUUUGGUGACCCCUUUGACGAGGGUAUUGCCAAGGUUGUGCGUGAGUGUGGACACAGUCUGGAGGGAGAUGGGGUUGUCCUGCACGACCGUGGCACCAUCGUCUGCAUGGAGGGCCCGCAGUUCUCCACUCGUGCUGAGAGCAACAUGUACCGCGCCUGGGGCGGUAGCGUGAUCAACAUGUCCGUUCUCCCCGAGGCCAAGCUGGCCCGCGAGGCGGAGAUCGCUUACCAGAUGAUCUGUAUGUCGACGGAUUAUGACUGCUGGCACGACUCGGCGGAUGUCACCGUGGAGAUGGUGAUGGGCCACAUGAAGGCGAACUCUGAGAAUGCUCGUCGCUUUGUUACCGCAGUCCUGGAUGCUCUCGCUGGAGAGGAGCACAGUGAGCUGAUCCAGGCCAAGCACCUUGCUGGAUCGAUCAAGUUCGGAGUCACUACUCCACAGCCGCACUGGAACGCCGAGGCCAAGGAGAAGCUGGACUGGUUGUUCCCUGGUUACUUUUAG